AUGGCGGAAGAGCAGCAUCUAUCUCGAAUAGCGCAGUCCUCUCCGCGCGGGGGCGUCUCGGCUCGCUCCUCCGUCACCUACUCGGGGCGGCAGGUGCCUCUAGUCGACUUGGCCUUCCAGGGAGGCGACGUCAGUGAGCCCCCCGUCAAAAUGCCGUCGUCCCGGGCGCGAUUCCAGCAGGAGGACGAGUACGUGGCUCCAAGUACCAGUCGAGUGGCUAGUGGAGAGGGCAUCCCAGUCUCCGCAUUACCUCGAGCUGCUGCCUCUUGGCACGCAGGCAACGGCAGUGCAGCAAGUUACAAGUCUUUACCCCUGGCACAGGACGAGUCUGCGAUGAUGGAGGCUUCGGACCCCGCACUCUUCCACGCGGCUGUGGAGGAACAUGCACGGCGACUGGGGAUCGAGCCUACGGUUGAUGGGGAGUUCCUGUGGAUCGCAAGAGAGUCACUCGUGGCCCCACUACCCGACGGCUGGUACCAUGUUACAGCAACCGAAACGGGACAGCCGUACUACUACAACGAGAUCUCUGGGGAGAGUCGAUGGGACCAUCCAAGCGACGACCAGUUCCGACAGCUCUUCAGGGAGAUGAAGCAGAAGCAGAUGAAGGCUCACGCGUUUCGAGAUCCACAUCCAGCCAGGUAUUACGAUGCAGGGGGUGGUUAUCAGAGCGGAGUGGCGUGGCAGGAGAACGAGCAGGAUCAUCGCCAAAUGCAGUACGCAGCGCAGUCACAACAAGGCUGGGAUCGACGACAAGCGCAAGGCUACUAUCAAGGCUACGAGACGCCGUAUAAAGCCCCUCAAGCUCAAGUGUAUUCCCCGAGGGGAGAUGAAGGAGAUAGGAAUUACCCUGUUGCUGACUCAGAGAGUACGCCCGUGUCGACCGGAAGACAGCAGAACGGCACCCCUAGAGGUGACAGUCAGCUAGCUAGAAAGCUGCAGGAGAUGGAGGAACAGAAGACGAAAGACGAGGAGGUUAUCACGGGGAUGAAGACGGAAGUUGCUGACCUGAAGAGACAACUGGCGAGUCGAGACCAAGCGCUGGAAGCUCUGAAGAGCGAAGUUGGUCAGGUUAAUGAGAAUCUGGGCGAUUUGACGCAGCAAAUGGAGGAGCGCACGAAGGAGCGUGAUGAAAUAGUCGUGGCAAACCAAACACUCAAGAGGGAGCUGUCGCUGGCUCGGUCAGGGAUGGAAGGGAGCACCAAAGCGCAUGAAGAGCUAUUGGAGGAGCAUCAGGCAGUGAUAAAAGAGCUGUCUCUCGCAAAGGCGAAGCUGAAGGAGGUGCAGUUGAAGCAACGCGGGGAGGCAGAGGACGUUGAGAGCUUGCAAGCUCAACUUUCAGGCGAACAGACUGCAAGAGCUCAGAUGGAGCAACAACUGGAGCAAGCUACGAAGGAGCAGUCAGCAAUGGCCAGGAAGUUUGAGGCAGCGCAAGCUACGAUUCGGAGAUUACAAGAAGAUCUGAGUAGAAAGCGUGAGACGGAGGAGAAGGAGAACGGAGAGGCUGUUGCCGCCGCCGCAGAAGCAGCCGCAACUGCCGCUGCGACGAUCAAGGCUAUUGGCGAUCAACUGGCUGAUAAGGAGCGAGAGUUAGAGGCAGAGCGAGCUCGAGCCUUCUCCUUACAGCAAGAAAUUGAGCAGCUCCGAUCAAGCCAAGCAGAAGCCAAGGACACACUUGAGCAGGAUCUGCAGAAACAACUCGGCGACUCGGUGGCUGAAACACGGAAGGAGCUCGAAGCUGCGAAGGUCAGCUUGACGUCUACGAUGGCGGAGAAAGUGGCAGUGGGGAAGCAGUUCGAAGAGUACAAGAUCACAAGUGCCGCGCAGAUCAGCGAGCUGGAGGAUCAGCAGCGCACGCUCAAGCGUGAGUUUCGCGCCAUGGAACGCGAGUUCAAGACGCAGCAAGGCUUGUCAAAGGAGAGGGAGGAUGAGCUCGCGUCACUGAAGUUAGCGCUGGAAAGCGCCGAGACGAAGCUCUCCUCCGUAGCGCAGACUAUCCAGAGGGAACGCAUGGAAGCCUUUGCAGAGGCACAACAGGCGAGCGCCGAGAUCGCCCGCCAAGCAAACGAAGAAAAGGCUCGCGUAGCGGACCUCUACACUCAGGAGAUGCUGGCCCGACGGAAGCUGCACAAUCGACUGAUGGAGCUACAGGGCAACAUUCGUGUCUUCUGUCGCGUUCGACCGAUCCAGCCCGUUGAGCUCAAGAGCGAGCAGUCCGCACUAGCUGUCUUCUUCCGUGAAAACGACCACGAAAGCCUCGAUCUCUUCGUUGGCAGUGAGGCUGGUGAUAAGGCCAACCAGAUCGGGCAGAAGCACGCGUUCGAGUUCGACCACGUCUUCCAGCCCAACAGUACACAAGAGCAAGUGUUCGAGCAGACGCGUGCUCUGGUGGUGAGUGCGCUCGACGGCUUCAACGUCUGCAUCUUCGCGUACGGUCAAACGGGAUCGGGUAAGACGCACACAAUGGAGGGACCAGAGAACGACCGCGGCGUGAACUUCCGUGCGCUGCGUGAGCUCUUCUCAAUCCGCGACGACCGCAUGGCAGCCGGGAACUUUGAGUGCUCCCUGAAGCUGAGCAUUCUGGAGGUGUACAACGAGACCAUCGUGGACUUAUUAGAAGGUGGUGGCCGUGCCCCGGGGGCAGCGUCUCCAGCUGCGGUUAAAGGCUUGGACGUGCGGGUGGGCAAGACUGGCGUGUACGUUGAGAACCUGAUUGAGGUCGAAGUGUUCAACGAGGGCGACGUGCUUGAUCUCAUGCGCUUGGGCCACUCGCAUCGCAGUGUGGGCUCGCACGACUUCAACGAGCACUCGAGUCGCUCUCAUCUCGUGCUGUCCAUUACCCUAGAGACCGGCAUGAAGACCGACGCUCGGAGACGGACUUCCAAGCUGCAUCUCAUCGAUUUGGCCGGAUCCGAGCGUGUCAGCAAGACUGCAGCCAGCGGCCAGCGACUAAAGGAGGCGCAGAAUAUCAACCGCUCGCUGUCAGCGCUGGGUGACGUGAUCGCUGCGCUUGGUGCGAACAGCAAACACGUGCCGUAUCGCAACUCCAAGCUCACAUUCUUGCUGCAAGACUCGCUGAGUGGCAACUCGAAGGUGCUCAUGUUCGUGAACGUGAGCCCUGUGCAAUGGAACGCGUGGGAGACGCUGUGCUCGCUCAACUUUGCGUCGCGGUGCCGCAGUGUGGCUUUGGGCCAAGCCAAGGCUGCAACUGCUACUGCUUCAGGAGCUCCGACUCAAGGCAACGGGAUGCAAGCGACCAUGAGUAUGAGCGCGAUGAUCCCCAGCAGCAAUGGAGGCACGCGUGCACCAGGCACGAGACCCGUACCGAGUCGGUGA
Phytophthora sojae is the source of this 3333-nucleotide messenger RNA. RefSeq lists its product as hypothetical. Lineage: Eukaryota; Oomycota; Peronosporomycetes; Peronosporales; Peronosporaceae. Gene Ontology annotation, biological process: microtubule-based movement. The transcript is spliced from 2 exons. Bases 1 to 3333 code for a protein of 1110 amino acids. Gene Ontology annotation, molecular function: microtubule binding; microtubule motor activity; ATP binding. The record is from RefSeq and is a predicted model, not a curated record.